Messenger RNA from Aspergillus brunneoviolaceus CBS 621.78, 1464 nucleotides. RefSeq names its product putative trichothecene biosynthesis acetyltransferase. The transcript has a single exon. Bases 1 to 1464 code for a protein of 487 amino acids. The record is from RefSeq and is a predicted model, not a curated record. NCBI's taxonomy places the organism in Eukaryota, Fungi, Ascomycota, Eurotiomycetes, Eurotiales, Aspergillaceae. Gene Ontology annotation, molecular function: acyltransferase activity, transferring groups other than amino-acyl groups.
AUGGCCCGACGAUGGGAGGAGCACCUCCCCCGUGGAGCGGAAGCAUACUGGUGCCAGCCGUCCGACGCCAAUGCCAGAGGUGCCAAGGACUUCCUUCUCUCUGGCUGUGAUCAGGUUAUGCCCAAGGUGCACGCGCGAAUGUCGAUGCAUUAUCUGCUCCCCGAGUCCACCGUGCAAUCCCGCAGAGACAUUGUCCAGCUCCUCAAAACCGGACUUGAGAAACUCGCCUCUCAGGCCCCAUGCCUAACUGCAACAGUAGCCUUCGACGCCGCAUCAAAGCGUGGCACCAUGAAAACGAUCGGCGAUAACGAUGGAGUUCUCCUUGUCGUCACGGGCGCUGACGCUGUUCGCACCGAUCUUCCAUCAUAUGCAGAACUUGAACGCGAACGCUUUGCGCCCUGGAAGCUUCCCAAAGGCAACGCGUUUCCCGAAGCGUUGAUUAAUCCGAUCGCAGCAGGGAAAAGUCAUGAUGGCGGCUUACCGGCGUGCAUAUUUCAACUCAGCUUCAUCGAGGGUGGCUUGAUCCUCACGGCUGCCUUUCACCACUAUCUCGUCGAUGGACCGAGUGUUGACCUACUCUUCCGAGCCUGGGCCGCACACUGCCAGGGGAGAGAAGAGAUCCCGCUCUACACUGACCGUUCCAUCCUGUCGAGUCCCAAGAGGCCCGAUGCGUGUGAGGUUCAGCGGCUCGAACAAGCCAUGACUGCGCGUGGCUGCAUGGUCAAUUCCACCAAGCCGGAUCCGGCCAAUCCCUGGUCCAAUCUCAUGGCCGAACCUAUCAAGUCCGCUGUGAUCAGCUUUUCUCGCGAAGCAACGGCGGCCCUGAAAGCCGAGAUCGCAGCCCAGAAGCCAUCCACUCCCGUCUCCACAGCUGACUGUGUGCACGCAAUCUGCUGGACUGGACUGACCCGCGCGAAGGCCGCUCUUGCCGAGGGCGAGUAUGAAAUGGACUCCUGGACCGUCUUCCCCGUCACAUUCCGUACCCGUUCCUUCCCCGAGUUUCCAAGGAACUUCAUCGGAAAUACUACCUUCAUGAGCGGAGCUGUCCUGCCGGUUGGAAGACUUCAGGCAUCGGAAGGACCAAUCGAGGCUGCGGUAGCGCUGCGGAACAUCAUCGAUAGCGUGGACGCGACAUUCCUCGAGGAUGGUCUUGCUUGGGUUGACAGUAUAGAUGAUUUCUCCACGCGAUCAUGGCUGUCCAGCCCACCGCGCAAGAUUGAUUCGGGUUUCACGAGCUGGGCUUGCCUGCAGUACCAGAAUUGGGAUUUCGGCUUCGGCAGUCCAGCUGCGCUACGUCCGCCAGCGUCCCCGAUACCAUAUGUGUUUCCGUUGGCUGGGAAGACUGAUGCGCAUGGCAGGGAAGUGAUUGAGGUCGUUAUUGCUGCCACGGAGGAGACGCAUAGGUUACUGAUGCAAGAUGUGGAGCUUCAGCGAUAUACAACGGAUUACCACCUCGAGCCUUAA